AUGAUUCAUAUUAAAAACAUCAUUGAUGAUCAUCAUGGAUCUAUUUCUACAUUUACUAUUUUAACAUAUAAUUGUCUUGCUUCGAAUCUUGCUGAACCAAAAUAUUUUCCACGAACUGAUCCAACACAUCUUGAUUUUUCUUAUCGAUCGAAAUUAUUUGAACAUGAAUUACAAUCAUUCAAUGCUGAUAUUGUUUGUUUACAAGAAAUUCAUCAAGACGAUUUUCAUCAAUGGCUCAGUCCAUUUCUUUUUCAAUUGGGAUAUGGCGAAGGUACUUUUGCUAAACGUGGUGGUACCAAAGCUAAGGAUGGCGUUGUGAUAUUUUUCAAACGAGAUAAAUUUAAACUGAUAAAUCAAUAUCGACUAGAUUAUUUCGAUAUUGCACAAGUUCAAUUUCCAACAGAAGCAUCAUUAGCUACAUACAAUGUUGCUCUCUUUUGUCUUCUGCAAAUUCAAAAUAAUAAGGGACCACCAUUAGCAGCUAUUCUUGAUGAAUCAACAACUGGCGUUGAUCCAAAUGCACGACAACAAAUGCAAGAAAUAUUUUAA
Messenger RNA from Rotaria sp. Silwood2, 549 nucleotides. Lineage: Eukaryota; Metazoa; Rotifera; Eurotatoria; Philodinida; Philodinidae. The record is from the annotation of a GenBank genome assembly.